AUGGAGAGUAUUGAUAAGGAUCCGUCAAAAUCGUGUAACGCGCAAGAUACACCGACUGAUGAGAGUUUUUUAAAUGCGUCGCAAGAUGUUCAAGAUGAAAAGCGCAUUGUCAACAACAAUUUUAUAGAAGCGGCAAAAGAAAUUUCGGUUUUUCCCUUAUCUAUACCGAAUCAAACACAAUUAGAAAAGUGGAUUAUUGCCCUGAAACUUCGCUAUUGGAUCGAUUUUGGAAACAGUGACGAAUAUUAUGUCGGUUGGACACGGAAUCUUAAUACAGCCGGUGAGUUAGUUGAGUUAUUAAUCACAAUUAGCAAUUGUAAUGAGGAGAAUAAUCAUAGUGAUCGUUUAUUUACGAUAACAGUUUGCUUAAUAAAGAAAGAAAUUUCGAUACAAGGACAGUACUGUGCCCUUUGGAAAAGAAAUGAAUAUGCCAAACUUAAUUAUUUUGUAUCUGAACUGACUACGCUAUCUGAUAUCAACACAAUAACAGUCGGACACUUGUAUGACAAAGUGUUUGUUCCUAACAAGUCGCUUAAUUUCGAGGGAGUUUCUUUAGACGCAUAUACAGACUCUGAUACUGAGGAAGAUUUAACACAGUCACAAGAAUACACUGACUCUCAAUCAUUUCUUGACGGUAACAAGCAAGGAAAGAAAAUCAAAUCCCCAACCAAAAUGCGGCGUAAAGGUCAAGGGUUAAUUCGACGCAAUGGCGGCAAUGCCUCGUAUGCAAACAGCGCUCAAAAAGAUAAAAAGUCUGCGUGUAGUUCUAAAUCCGAAGGUUUACAAGAGGUUUGGGAAUAUGUACGUUCUGUCAGUAAACGCAUUGAGUCUCUCGAGAACGUUUAAUACUUCACAGUUACAUAAAAUUUUGGCUGACUCAGUUGUUGAUAUAAAAAUCACUAUAAAGGGACUGGUCAUAAAGUAACUGCUAGGGUGGGCCGGAGUGAUUUGGGAUGGGCCAUGGAAAAUCUUUGGGCAGUUUCGAUGGGCCGCCAAUUAUUUUGUAUGUCCACGGUUGGGCCAGCAAACAAAAACCCAUAUCUACUUUCAUCACUUAUUCUGAUAAAUAUAAUUAUAGCAAAUACAACAUAAUACAAAUCAAACAUAAUACAAAUCUAACAGGGCUGUACACUUCACAGAGGGCAGCAGGGACAACUGCCUACCCGGCUUCCCCCCCCCCCCCCCCCCCCCCCGGCCGAGAAAAUUUAACUAAAAUAAAAAUUUCAUGUAAACAAUAUUCAAAGUGUCUAUACAGCCGGAUACUUAGUAAACUGUCACUUGCCAAUCCAUACUCAUCGAAUUUUCAAAACUUUAUUGUAAUCAUAUGAAGCAAAAGUUCUGUCACUUGUUGUUUACACUUGCCAAUGUUAACUGUUGAGUAACAUACACAAGCUAGUCGAGGAACAUGCAUUACUGUAGCAAAGAGUCAAUCAUAUAUUGAAGACCACUGAAUAGUAGAUGUUUUGAAGAUCAUGAGUGAAGUAUUAUAAUUCAUUUCCAAUCCUGUGCACAGUUAAUGAUAUACCACACUGUUCGGUUUAACACAGCAUAUCCACACAAAAACAAUUUGUGUUGUAGGAGAAUAUCUGUUUGAGUAGAAGGUAUCACAAGUUUAGUUUUGUACAUAUCGUGUGCCAUUGAUCUGAUCCAUCCAUAUAAUAUAUGAUUAUAUUGUAGCUGUUAAGUUAUUUUUCAUACUAAUGAAUUUAGGUAAGAUUGUCUUGCAAGUGGGUAGUUCUGACAAAAUUAUCCAGCCAAUAUCCAGUACAUCAGUACAUGUAUCCAUCAUUCUUGUAUUAAUCUCUAAACAAAAACAUUUAUAUUAGAAAGCUAAAUGACAAUGUAAUUAGGAGGGAGGGUGGGGAUUCUUUUAUUAGCAUUUGAAAAUGUUUUGUUUAAUUAACUCUUAUGUGCAAAACCAACAUGUAUAAGUAUAAUUUUAACUGAUCUGUGAUAUCUUUACCUUUGCUCUAUUAAACACUACAUUUCAUUUUGUGACAACUUAGUUGGACAGUUGUUUUGAACAGUGUUACAGAAAUACAGGACCAGGAUUUAAUUCAAUAUCUCCUGAGAACAUUAGUUUCUUGUGAUAUAUUUGUUUAUAAUUGGCAAUAUAAUACCUGCACAAUUAAUGAUUGUUUUUAUACUGUAUAAAUGUAUAUAAUAAAAUAUGAUAAUAAAAUAUGUGGUAUUUGACUACUUAACAGAUGAGGAUAAGUUUCCAUGUUGAUAGAUAACUUCGGAAUAAUAUCACAAGUAGAAUGGUGAAAACAAGACAGCCAAUUCAAGAUAAAAUCAAGAUAUUUUUGAAGCCAAAAUAUGGAAAAGAAUAACACGACUUGCACGAGGCCAAACUACGCCCGUUCGCAGGUUAGGACGUUAGGUGCAAUCACGAUGUAAACAAUUGAUGUAAGCUAAUCGCUGAUUGGCUUAAUUAUAUAAGCUUGUCGCUGAAUGGCUAUGGGUAACGUUAAUAGUAAUCUACUUCGCAAAUACAAAAAUAAAGAUAUACACCGGCACUGUAUUGAUAUACGUUCAUACCUGCAAGUUUUUUUUUCAUUAUAAAAGUGUAUUUUCCCAAUUUAGAUGGGGUGGGUGGGUCAUGAAAUAAAUUUGGUAAGAUUGGAUGGGCUUUGAAAUUUUUAUCUACAUCCUAAGAUGGGUCACCAAACUUAUUCGCAAAAUUUGUGAUUUACCUCCAGCCCACCCUAGCAGUUACUUUAUGACCAGUCCCUAAUGAUCAGAUCAAUGAAUCUAAUGAUGAACUGUCAAAUUCACUUAAAGAUCAUUUAAAACACGAGCUAUCUGUUACGAGAAGGGAACAAAAGAUUUACGAAGUUGAGUUUAAUCAAAAGAUUAAUAAAGCUGAAACGGAAGUUAACCGAAUAAGGGGGAGAGUGGGUUCUUUGGUAGAAGAGAAAAAUAGUCUUUUGAAAAGAGUUCAAUCACUUGAAAAGGAGAAUAAAACCUUACAAGAGAAAGUAACACAGCUAACUGAUAACAAUAACUGGAAUCACGAAAACUCUCAAUCAACCGAAAAAAUCCCUGCAAGUCUCGUACUAGAUCAGUCUGUAAUUGUUGUUAAUCAAGAGGAAUUUGAUGCCAACGAAACUGCACCAAUAGCAAACAAUAGUGAAGUUGGAAACGAAGAUAACACAUCCAGCACCACUUCGGAUAAGCCUGUCGAGACACAACGGUUUGAUUUCGUUAUGUUAAGCGAUUCAAAUAGACGAUACAUCGAUGUUUCAAAAUUGUACUCAAAUAGAAACAGCAAAAUGAUUGCCUGCAAUACCACAAGUAAAGCAAAUGAAAUUCUCAACUCGCCCAGGUUCAGUGUUGAUAAAGGUCUCAUCAUAAACACGGGGGUUAAUGAUAUGGAACGUUUGUCUCCAGAAGAAAUAAUUACUGAACAAGUAAAAUUAGUUAACACAGCAUGUAAAGUUUUCCCGGAUAAGAAGAUAAUAGUAUCAAGCAUCACCCCAAGACUAGACGAUUUAGGUAGAAAUAUCAAUAAAAUCAAUGACGCAAUUGAUGACGAAAUUAAGAAUCUACCGAAUGUUAUCCACGUGUAUAAUGGAUAUUUAGAAAAUACUAAAUACUUCCACGAUAAUAAACAUCUUAACAAGAAACGUGGAAUACCAGCUUUGGCCAAAAAUAUUAAGUGGGGUCUUCGGUCUGCUUUUGGUCGUGAGAAGAAAGAAGACCAUGCAGUACACAACAGCCACAAAGUCAAAAAACAUCAACCGGAAAUUAUCCCGAGAACUGAAGAACAAAAUGCAACAGUGAUCAACCCUCCACAGCCGGAUGAAAUGUUAAAUGGAAUGCAACAGCAAAUCAACUUCAUUACAGAUCUCUUUAAUAAAGUGAUCCAAUCGAAUGUCAACCUGCAACAAUAA
This is a messenger RNA of Paramuricea clavata, 3896 nucleotides long. Lineage: Eukaryota; Metazoa; Cnidaria; Anthozoa; Malacalcyonacea; Plexauridae. The record is from the annotation of a GenBank genome assembly.